Messenger RNA from Cariama cristata (Red-legged seriema), 1731 nucleotides. RefSeq names its product thyrotropin-releasing hormone-degrading ectoenzyme-like. The transcript has 11 exons. The record is from RefSeq and is a predicted model, not a curated record. Gene Ontology annotation, molecular function: peptide binding; metalloaminopeptidase activity; zinc ion binding. NCBI's taxonomy places the organism in Eukaryota, Metazoa, Chordata, Aves, Cariamiformes, Cariamidae. Bases 1 to 1314 code for a protein of 437 amino acids. Gene Ontology annotation, cellular component: cytoplasm. Gene Ontology annotation, biological process: peptide catabolic process; proteolysis.
AUGGCAGCAGGACCAGCAGGGCCGGGGUCUCUCCCUCCCCAGCCCCCAGGUGAGGCCAGCAAGGCAGGUCUUGCAAGCCAGCAAGUGUUGGCUGUGGUUCUGGCAUAUUUGGGUGAUGGUAGUAGUUCAGUGGAGCAGGCUUCCGGCUACUUGUGGCAGAUUCCAUUAACAAUUGCAGUAGGAAAUACGAGCCACAUCUCAUCAGAGACAAUUAUAUGGGUGUCUAACAAAUCAGAACACCAUAGAAUUCCUGCUUUGGAAGAGGCAAGUUGGUUGCUGGGGAACAUCAACCAGACCGGCUACUUUAGAGUUAAUUAUGAUAUUAGGAAUUGGAGGCUGCUAAUUAAUCAGCUAACAAGGAAUCAUGAGGUUAUCUCUGUCAGUAAUCGAGCAGGCUUGAUUGAUGAUGCGUUCAAUCUAGCCAGAGCUGGUUAUUUACCUCAGAAUAUUCCUUUGGAGAUUAUCAAAUACCUUUCAGAGGAGAAGGAUUUUCUGCCUUGGCACGCUGCCAGCCGAGCUCUUUAUCCACUAGACAAAUCGCUGGACCGCACAGAAAACUACAACAUCUUCAAUGAGUAUAUUUUAAGACAAGUUGCAUCAAUGUAUCUCAAGCUUGGAUGGCCAACAAAUAAUUUAAACAAAUCGCUUGUUCAAGCAUCAUACCAACAUGAAGAGUUGCGUCGGGAAGUCAUCAUGUUGGCCUGCAGCUUCGGUAACAAACACUGUCACCAGCAGGCUGCAACGUUAAUCUCGGAUUGGAUUUCUAGCAAUAGGAACCGAAUCCCACUCAAUGUGAGAGACAUUGUGUACUGUACAGGAGUUUCACUGAUGGAUGAAGAUGUAUGGGAGUUCAUUUGGAUGAAAUUUCAUUCUACCACAGCAGUGUCGGAAAAAAAAAUAUUGUUAGAAGCCUUAACUUGCAGUGACGACAGAAACUUGCUCAACAGGCUUUUGAAUUUGUCUCUCAACUCCGAAGUUGUCCUGGAUCAGGAUGCAAUUGAUGUGAUAAUCCAUGUAGCUCGAAAUCCACAUGGAAGAGAUCUUGCUUGGAAGUUUUUCAGAGAAAAAUGGAAAAUAUUAAAUGCUAGAUAUGGAGAAGCAUUAUUUAUGAAUUCGAAGCUUAUCAGUGGGGUCACAGAAUUCCUCAAUACUGAAGAAGAACUAAGAGAGCUAAAGAACUUUAUAAAGAGUUAUGAAGGGGGAGCUGCUGCUUCUUUCUCUCGUGCCAUGGAAACAGUGGAAGCCAAUGUGCGGUGGCAAAGGCUUUAUAAGGAAGAACUAUUCCAGUGGCUAAGAAAAUCCUUGACACACUAAUCUGUCUUUCCAGCGACCAUUUAACAUGAAACUCUGAAAGAGGAAGAGGAGACACUUUAGAAGAGUUCAACAUUAAAAUCAUGAAGACAAGAUCAGACUGCAGGGAUAAGGUUUUUUUCCUUUUUUUUUUAAUUGUGGGAUUUUUUUUUACACUGGGCUCUUGUGAAAUUGCCAAGAAGCUUUUCAGAAGAGAAGAUCAUAAAUGCUUGUGAAAUCCAGUCCUCAGUGUACACAACCAAACCUGCUAUUAAGUGGUGCAUGUAAAUGUUGAAGAAAAACAAACGAAAAACCCUUCAAAGACUAUUUUGUGCAUGCUUGUACUGUCCCUGCCCGUAUUCUAGCAUGCUUAUGUAUAACAGCCACAUUUUGUAUGUGAGUUCCAGUUACAUCAAAGAUGGGCAUUAUACAAAGCACAAA